Messenger RNA from Amyelois transitella, 2643 nucleotides. RefSeq names its product protein hunchback. The record is from RefSeq and is a predicted model, not a curated record. The transcript is spliced from 3 exons. Lineage: Eukaryota; Metazoa; Arthropoda; Insecta; Lepidoptera; Pyralidae. Gene Ontology annotation, biological process: regulation of transcription by RNA polymerase II. The coding region runs from base 157 to 1956 and encodes 599 amino acids. Gene Ontology annotation, molecular function: RNA polymerase II cis-regulatory region sequence-specific DNA binding; DNA-binding transcription factor activity.
GACCAGACGGUUCCCUGACUCGGACGCCGAAGGGUUGUGUUCAUAAUUAACUCGCUAGUGUAUUAUUUUGUUGGUUAUUUUAAUGGACUGUGAAAUUUUUUAUGAAAAAUUGUGCUGUGUUUAAAGUUAAUCAAACGUUGCAGUUAAAGGGGAAGAAUGUUGCGCUGUGCCUCCGCCGCCGUCAUGCCGGCUGCGCCCCACACUGCUCAUUCUCCGACCUGGAGCUCCUUACAUCCAGCUCCGACUGUGAAAUCGGAGCCAAUGGACGAGGGAAACUACUCCAAAGAACAAACCAGUGGUUUCUAUUCGGAAAGCUUUCAAAGCGCUUCACCGACGUCAAGUAAAUCGAAUGACGAUUCGCCUCGAAGCGUGGGCAGCGGUGGUGAGUCUGCCGCUUUUUAUGACAAUGCGCCGUCCAACUCGAGGGCAAAUGUUAGGGCGCAGGUAGACAUAAGCCGCAGCAGACCGCUAUUAUAUAGUAUGCUAACGCCUCCAGGUCACGAUAAUCUUAACAAUGAAGGUCCGUCCCUUGGAUAUGACACAUCCAGAUAUUCCCCAGAAUCAUUAGCGCCUCCAGUACACGAGUCUACGCCGAUUGCAACGCCUCCUAAGUCGCCAGGCACACCCUUAUCGCCAGGAAGAGACAACGACAGGCGAUUUGAUCAUUUUAAUUAUUCUGGAUUAGACGCAGGUGCCCAAGAGAAGAACGAUAGCGAAGACGGUCGAGUUGAGGCAGGAUUAGAAGAUGAUUUUGACGUAGUGGCCGAACCUAACAUAAACGUUCCAUCAUUAAAUUCUCACGGGAAAAUGAAAACAUUUAAAUGCAAGCAGUGUAAUUAUGUGAGCGUCACGAAGGCUAAGAUUUGGGAUCACCAUAAAUCGCACAUCAAGCCAGAAAAAAUGCUUUGUUGCCGCCAUUGCCCAUUCGUAACGGAGUACAAGCACCACCUAGAGUACCACAUGAGAAACCACUUGGGAUCGAAACCUUUUCACUGCCCACAGUGCUCAUAUUCUUGUGUAAAUAAAUCGAUGCUUAACUCACAUCUUAAAUCUCACUCUAACAUUUAUCAAUAUCAUUGCGCGGAAUGUAACUACGCCACCAAAUAUUGCCACUCGCUAAAACUCCAUCUUCGGAAAUAUAGACAUAAACCGGGCGUGGUCUUAAACAUGGAUGGCACUCCUAAUCCCCUGCCAAUAAUUGAUGUGUACGGUACCCGGCGAGGCCCGAAACAAAAACCGCUAUCAAAAAUCUUAGGACAACAAGCUUCAGUAAACAAUAGCCAGCCCCCAGCGCCUGCGCACUCGCUCUACAGCAAUCACUUCCCGGUCAAUCUUCCCUACUUUCCACCAUUUUUGCCACAGCCUUUUCUUUACCCACCACAAAAUAACAUGGAUCAGAAGGAUUCAGUAAAUCAAACCGAUAUGGCUACAUCGUCUGCUUCAAUAUUACAUAAUAGAUUAUCAUAUACUGAGCGCCCUACAGAAACAGCAACCUCGCCAAAGUCACCUGUAAGUGAACCUCAAGUGUGUUCAUCGACUCCACCACCAGCAAACGAUGCUCUUGACCUCACGAAUGGCAAAACAAGUGAAGCAGGAUCUCCGCAGGCAAACACAGAGCGGCCAGUCCCCGUGACCCCCACUACUAGCAACAAAAACAGAAGAAAAGGCCCGGCAUUCAAACUUCAACCGGCCGCCCUUCGUCUUCAACACGAAGACGAAAAAACAAACAGAGUGGACGCUUCCGAGUCCGAGCCUGAAGAAGAAAUUCCCACUACUACUGCGACGAACACUUACACGUGUCAGUACUGUGACAUCACUUUCGGCGACCUCACUAUGCACACAAUCCACAUGGGUUUCCAUGGCUACAACGACCCGUUCAUGUGCAACAAAUGCGGAGAACGCAGUGCAGACAGAGUUUCAUUCUUCAUACACUUAGGUCGCGUUCAGCAUGCCUAACUUUUUAAAAUACCUAUAUCAAACUCUAGUCAUUAAGACCUAUUUAUUAAACUAAAAUAAGAUUUGGAAAAGAUGAUAACAGGCGUUUUGUUAUUGCAUAAACUCACAUUACGGUUAUCCGGCUCGAAACAGAAAUAAAUGUAAAAAUACAAAUAUUCAAAUAUGUAAAUAUAGAAAUAUGUGAUAUAAAAAAUAGUUUGUAUGUAAAAAGGUAAAUUAUUUAGGUUUACAUUAGGUAUAUUAGUGACUGGUUCAUUAAUUAAGUCCAAAGAUUACGCAUUAUUGAUAACUACGUUUUAUAGUCUCUGUUACUUUUAGAGCUGAAGUAACUGCCCAACAAUCCUGAUGAUAUGCAAAAUUGCAUUCACUCUUGCCAUGAAAGAACGGUGAGAUUUAUCGUAAAGCACUUUUAUUUAAUUUUUUAUCAAAACAACACUUAUAUUAUUAAUACAUUUUCAAUCGCUUCUCCAUUCGACUGUAUGUUUUUUACCAUUAAACGAUUCCUCGACCGUAACUUACAUAUUAUGAUGUUUUUGUUAUAUAGUAUCCUAUACCAUCCCAUCUCGGGCACCAAAAUGUCCUUUGACAUAAAACAAAAAAUCUGUGAUUGGCCGGGUAAUCGCUUAAUGAGCAUAGAAAAAAAAUAUAAAAAAAAAACAAAAAAAAAUACAAAAAACACAAAAAAAU